This is a messenger RNA of Astyanax mexicanus (Mexican tetra), 1564 nucleotides long. Its product is annotated as cysteinyl leukotriene receptor 1. The coding region runs from base 411 to 1469 and encodes 352 amino acids. Gene Ontology annotation, molecular function: G protein-coupled receptor activity. The transcript has a single exon. Lineage: Eukaryota; Metazoa; Chordata; Actinopteri; Characiformes; Acestrorhamphidae. Gene Ontology annotation, cellular component: plasma membrane. Gene Ontology annotation, biological process: G protein-coupled receptor signaling pathway. The record is from RefSeq and is a predicted model, not a curated record.
AUUAUCUCGUGUGCUUGUUUGUAGGAUCUGCCCUAAGAUCUGCUGAAGAAUCUGCCAAAGGAUCUGCAAUAAGAUCUGACAUAAGAUUUGCUGAAGGAUUUGCUAUAGGACUUGUCAUAAGUUCUGCCAGAGAAUCUGCCAAAAGAUCUGCUACAAGGCCUGCCACAGGAUCUGCCAUAAGAUCUGCUAGAGGAUCUGACACAAGACCUGAUCUGACAUAAGAUCUGCCAGAGUAUCUGCCACAAGAUCUGCCUUAACAUCUGCUAGAGGAUCUGACACAGGAUCUGCCAGAUCAUCUACUGGAGGAUCUGCCCUAAGAUCUGGCAAAGGAUCUGUUUGAGGAUCUGCUAUAGGUUCUGUCAAAAUCAGCUGAAGGAUUCACCAUAGGAUCAGUUAAACCCACUUCAGAGAUGGAUGGACUAAACAUCUCCAAAGUCAGCUGUAACCACUCGGAUAAGUACAAGUACCCAACCUAUUCUGCAGUGUUUAGCAUGGUCUUUGUAUUUGGUCUUGUAGGAAAUGCCGGUGCAAUGUACGUUUUCUGCAAGCUCUCAAUCAAGAAUCGCCUGUCGACCAUCUUCCUUAUCCACUUGGCUGCUUCUGACCUCGUCUUUAUACUCACCUUGCCCAUACGGAUUGCCUUUUAUGCCACCCAUUCUUUGUCUGCAACUGAUCCAUCGGAAUCUUCUGUCCGAUCUUCUGCAAUGGUCUGGGCCUGCCGUAUCUCCACUUACUUGUUUUACAUCAGUAUGUACUGCAGCAUCUUGUUCCUGACAGCCCUGAGUGUCUGCCGUUACUUAGUGCUGGCUGAACGGAUACGCCUCCAAAACAGCGAGGCCUGCCGGUGGGCUCGUGGCCUGUGCUGGGGAAUCUGGUGCUUUGUGCUGGGAGGAAACACUUUGUACAUCCUUCUAACUUAUGGUUACAAGUUAGAAGCUGAGGGAUGCCUAGAACCUAGUGAUGAAGGUUCGUGGAAGUACCUGUAUCACCUGAAUCUGAUAGUCCUGGUGAUAUGUUUUGUACUUCCACUGACCGUGGUGUUAGUUUGUUACUCGUUGAUCAUCCACCACAUCUUGCAGACAAAGGCAGGCCAGAGGCGGCGGGAUGUUUGCCUGGUCUGCUUGGUGCUUUGUAUCUUCUGCCUGUGCUUUCUGCCCUACCACAUCCAGCGCACACUGCAUCUUCACUACAUGAUGCACAAGGAGAGGGCAUGCCAGCUGCUAGCUACCUUGCAGAAGACGGUGGUGGUCACUCUCUGCUUUGCUGCCAUGAACAGCUGCUUGGAUCCACUCAUUUUCUUGUUUGUCGGCCAUGGCUUUAUACCAGUGGUGAACAAGCUCGUGGCACAAUGCGCACUACGAGGACAGUCUCAUAGUGGGAAUGCUUCUCAAACGAAAGCAUGGCUACCAGUAAGUAGAAGCUCCAAAAAUGUUAAAGAAGACCAGGCAUCUUCUGUGGUAUUGGAGUGAUACUACGACUUGGCAUGGCUUACGGAACUACACAACUGUACAUAUGACAGAUUUUUCCAGAUACCUAGAAUUCCUGAACUCUUCUUUGGAUCUGA